AGUCCCCGAGAGACGUUCGUGCGACUCACACGUGACGGCAUGGACCAAUGACCAUGUCGUUCCGGAGGCUGAUGAGCGCGAUGCGGGCGGCGCGCGACGCGCUGCCUAUAGCCGACAACCUGCUCAAAUCCCUACUGUCAGUCGUAGUGAUAUUCUGCAUCGCGGUUUCCUCCCCGCCGUCGGCUUCCGCGAAACCCUUCGCGUUCAGUUUCCCUGCUGGAUGGUCUUUAGCCGGGCUGGUGGGGGGUGCCGGCGCUCGCUCCGAUGAACCGGAUCGACGGGAUCCUGCCGGUGUGAAGCCCUAUACCGGCCGUCGUGUUGGAAACGACACCCUCCGGAUGAUAUAUUACCACGACCAGACGGUGGCCGUUGUCGAGUUGGGGCCCGAGAAACUACUACUCAACUGUGAACUCAUCGAAACAUAUGACGAAGACGACACAAACAGGCUCCUGAAGCAACUGAGUCGCAUCAACCGGCCUCUGGAGGUCACCUUCUCUCAGAUGAUCAAACUGAUGGGCCAGUGUCAACAGGUUGAGGGAGUUGAGACCAAGCAUAAGGGACGUGGUAGGAACAGCGUGCCAGGCGGGGUGAGGAGGACCUUGAGCCAAGAGCCAGGAUCGGCAGGAGAGGCAGGAGCAGGUGCGGGGGCGGGGGCAGCAAGAGCGAGGCUUGACGCGGGUGGCGCGCACGCGGGUCUACUUGGCGGCAGCCCUCUCACUCUACUGCAGGGCAUUAUACCUGGCACAAAAUGGUGCGGCACUGGGGACAUAGCCACUAAUUAUCACGACCUCGGAGCUGACAGGCGCCUGGAUCGCUGCUGCCGCACGCAUGACCUCUGUCCGACAAAAGUGCGCGCCUUUUCACAACGCUACAACCUCACUAACAACUCGCUUUACAGCAAAUCCCAUUGCACAUGUGACGACAUGCUUUUCGAGUGUCUUAAAUCAACCAACACCUCGGCAUCUCACCUCAUGGGCCACAUCUACUUCAAUCUAGUUCAAGUCCCCUGCUUAGUGGACCUACCCGCUGGUCGUAAAUUCCGAGACGCCAAACAAGGCUUUUAGCGACAUCUAGUGUCGAGUAGUGAAAUUAACAGCGCCAUCUGUUAGUCCAAUGUCUUUUGUGCACAGAAGUAAAUUAUUAACACAAUUUGUGAUGUUUGUUUGUAAAUAUUAAAAAUUAUAUAUUCUUCUACAUUAACGUUAGUUAUUAUCAAACUGUGAUAUGUCUGUGCCUUUAUUCAUAUGUUUUAGACGAUGGCGCUAGAGAACAUCCUAUUAAUAUUAUAAAGGCGAAAGUUUGUAAGUAUGGAUGUAUGGAUGUUUGUUACUCUUUCACGAAAAAACUACUGGACGGAUUUGGAUAAAACUUUACAGCAAUAUAGGUUAUACAUCAGAAUAACACAUAGGGUACUUUUUACUGGGAAAACUUCUCACUCCCACGGGAUACCGACUUCCACGCGGACGAAGUCGCGGGCGUCCACUAGUAACAAAUAAUAUUAUUUACCUAUCACUUUAUGUUAGAUAAGUUUUAAUUUAUUUAUGGACAAUGACUAAUUAAAAUUGACAUGACAAAUAAAAUAAAGUUUGUAUUCUCAGUGCUAAUUAGUAUUGAUUUGAAUGGAAUGUGUCUUUUUAGUUUUAAUUAUUUAGAAAAGUAAAAUGUGAACCAAAUAAAAUAUUUAUUAU
Messenger RNA from Diatraea saccharalis (sugarcane borer), 1688 nucleotides. Lineage: Eukaryota; Metazoa; Arthropoda; Insecta; Lepidoptera; Crambidae. The record is from the annotation of a GenBank genome assembly.